Molecule: messenger RNA, 3466 nt
Organism: Gadus macrocephalus (Pacific cod)
Lineage: Eukaryota; Metazoa; Chordata; Actinopteri; Gadiformes; Gadidae
Gene: kpna1
Product: karyopherin alpha 1 (importin alpha 5)
Exons: 14
Coding region: 121-1740 (539 amino acids)
Biological process (GO): NLS-bearing protein import into nucleus; postsynapse to nucleus signaling pathway
Cellular component (GO): nucleoplasm; nucleus; cytoplasm
Molecular function (GO): nuclear import signal receptor activity; protein binding
Source: RefSeq, a predicted model, not a curated record
CAGGAGCUGACAGAGUGUGGGGCGUGGGGCCAAGAGGAGCUGCGUAGCUCACGCAUGCGCAGUCCUGUACCGGCGUAGAAAGGCUGGCCUUACGGAUUAGAGUCCACUUUCUCAGGAGACAUGAUGAGUCAGAGUAAAGACAAUGCGCGGCUCAAGAGCUACAAGAACAAGGCGCUCAACUCAGAUGAGAUGAGGAGGAGGCGGGAGGAGGAGGGACUGCAGUUGCGCAAACAGAAGAAAGAUGAACAGCUCUUCAAGAGGCGAAACGUUGCAACGGUGGAGGAAGAUGGAGCACUGGAGGAGGAUGGAAUGGCCGACAGUGGCUAUCUGGAGUCCCAGGCCAACAACAUGGACGCCCUCAUGGGGGGGGGCAUAUCGGUGGACAUGACACAGAUGAUCUUUUCCAGUGCCCCCGAGCAGCAGCUCAUUGGCACUCAGCGCUUCCGGAAGCUCCUAUCCAAAGAACCCAACCCACCCAUUGAUGAGGUCAUAGCCACUCCCGGGGUGGUGGAUCGCUUCGUGGAGUUCCUGAAGAGGAGGGAAAACUGCACGCUGCAGUUCGAGGCUGCAUGGGUGCUCACCAACAUCGCGUCAGGGACGUCCCAUCAGACCAGGGUGGUCAUCCAGGCGGGGGCCGUGCCCAUCUUCAUAGAGAUGCUCACCUCAGACUUUGAAGAUGUCCAGGAGCAGGCUGUGUGGGCCCUGGGGAACAUCGCAGGAGACAGCACUGAGUGCCGGGACUACGUGGUGGACUGCAACAUCCUGCCCUCCCUAGUCCAGUUGUUGGCCAAGCAGAACCGCCUGACCAUGAUGCGGAACGCUGUGUGGGCGCUCUCAAACCUGUGUCGAGGGAAGAACCCGCCGCCAGACUUCAGCAAGGUGUCCCCGUGUCUCAGUGUGCUGUCCUGGCUGCUGUUCGUCAACGACACGGACAUCCUGGCAGAUGCGUGCUGGGCGCUCUCCUACCUGUCAGACGGACCCAACGACAAGAUCCAGGCUGUCAUCGACUCUGGGGUGUGCCGUAGGCUGGUGGAGUUACUGCUACACUCUGACUACAAGGUGGUGUCUCCUGCCUUACGCGCUGUGGGGAACAUAGUCACGGGAGAUGACCUACAGACACAGGUGAUCUUGAACUGUUCAGCGCUUCAGUCCCUGCUCCAUCUCCUCAGCAGCACCAAGGAGUCCAUCAAGAAGGAGGCCUGCUGGACCAUCUCCAACAUCACGGCAGGCAACCGAGCACAGAUCCAGUUGGUGAUGGAUGCAGGACUGAUGCCCCCACUCAUCGCCAUCCUGCAGGUGGCAGAGUUCCGGACACGUAAGGAGGCGGCCUGGGCUAUCACCAACGCUACCUCCGGGGGUUCAGCAGAGCAGAUCAGGCACCUGGUGGGCCUGGGCUGCAUAAGCCCGCUGUGUGACCUGCUGACCUUGAUGGACUCGAAGAUCGUGCAGGUGGCGCUGAACGGCCUGGAGAACGUGCUGCGCCUGGGGGAGCAGGAGGCCAAGAGAGGAGGGGGCAUCAACCCCUACUGUGCUCUCAUAGAGGAGGCAUAUGGCCUGGACAAGCUGGACUUCCUGCAGCACCAUGAGAACAAGGAGAUCUACCAGAAGGCCUUCGACCUGAACGAGCGCUACUUCAGUCCCGAGGAUGAGGACCCGGCGCUGGCCCCCGCCGUUGACAUGCAGCAGCAGCAGUUCCUCUUCCAGCAGUGUGAGGGCCCCGUGGAGGGCUUCCAGCUAUAAUGCCCCUCCUGCUCCAAUUCCUGCUCCUUCUCCGCUCCGCCGUCCAUCGUCUUCAUCACCUCUGUGCUUCUCCUCGUCCUCCUCCAGCCAGGGCAGAACCGUGGUCCCCUCAACUCCCACAGAUUGUUCAAGAUGAUUUGUGGUGCGGUACUUCUGCAUUCGUACUCCUAGUAGACCUCACCCCUCCCUGCCUGGCGGACCGCGCGUGUGUUGGCUUGCAACAGGAACAGCGUGGUGCUUUGCCAUCGCGGUAACCCUCCCCCACUAUCACCCAACGCCACACAAGACCCCCCUGGGUUUCCACCAGCGAUCUCAGAUUGGUGGAGGAUUCCCCCUCUCCCGGUGAAGAGGGAUUUGGCAAUAACCGCUUGUCUCAUUGAACUGCAGGUGUUGACUCUAGACAGACAAACACACAGACGUGAGUUUCCAUUUGAGUUAAUUUCCCCCAGGACGACCCCAAGAGAAGGCACUCUUAACCACUGGGCGGUGAUGAGUGACCCCAUGCAUCACCGUGGUCACCAGACUUAUUAUUCCACGGUCUGUUGAACUGUGGCAGGUCCCCCCUCCCGAAGGACUGGACUGACCGUAUUCCACUAGCAGGGCCUACAGGACAGAAUGGAAGUGACCUCCCUACCACUCCUCUCUAGCCGUCCGUCUAGCUACCGUUUGGCCAGAGUGAACGCAUUAGGAUCAGGACGGGUGUUUGGUUAAAGGAGCGCAGCUUGUUUCUCCGUUCUCAUUGGGUGUCCAUUUUGGAUCCCACACCAUGCAUUCCUUCUCCCAGUAACCACUUCUCUCACAACGGGCUCCCUACACUACAUGUGAGGAGCCAGGGGCGCACGUCCUCCCAUGGCGCCAUGGGAUCUCCAAUCUUCCAUGCACGGACACUGAACAAAGACUAGAACUAGGUGUGCUAUUGAACAAGACGCCUGCUGCACAGCAGAGCCGUGCGGGUGGCAAUUUGCAUUUCAAAACUGGGCUAUAAUCCCAUUACAUUUUUUUAAGCACUUUAGUUUGGGCCUCCUGACUGCCGGUAGUUUCUAAAUGCUUGACCCCGUUAUGAUUGUUUGACGUUGUUGGCACGUUACCCAACCAACCCGCUCAGGAAGUGAGGCGUGAACAGCACGCCCUGAAGCAGUUCCUUUUUCUGCCCCUCCCUGGUCUCGUCCGACCAUGGACCUGACCUGGAGUCCAUCGAGGACUUGGCCUGCUCACAUACAAGCUGGGUUCUCCAGUGGGGCCACUUUCCAAAACAACCAACAACCCUGACAGAAAACUCUACCAAUGGAAAAUCGGAUUCAAAUGUUUCUUUUAGGCAUCAAGAAAAUCCAAACUGUCGGCUUCCUCUGUGUUGCUCUGGUUACAUGAGCAAGUUUGGACUUGCCAAAUUAUUCAUACUCACAAGCUAAUCCUAAUUUAUAUUUCAAGUGUUCUUUUAAAUCAUGAUUUUAAAGUUGAUAUUAAAACAGCACAUCUUUAUCAGGUAGGCCUCUCGUCUCAACUCCUCGCUGCCGUUCCCUUUUCUCCCCCCAUAAGUUAAGUAGUUUCCUCAAUCCAGAUUUAACUUUUCUGAUGAUUCUCAUCUUUGAAAAAACUCAAUCAUUGUCAAGGCCUUUUUGUGGUUUGUCAUUUUGCAAAUUGCGUGUUCUACCAUGUUCAUUAUUCCAUCGAGUUUGUGCAACUGUCCUGUUUAAACUAUUUGCAUAAAAGCAGUUUCAUGAAUGAA